Molecule: messenger RNA, 3869 nt
Organism: Jaculus jaculus (lesser Egyptian jerboa)
Lineage: Eukaryota; Metazoa; Chordata; Mammalia; Rodentia; Dipodidae
Gene: Ghr
Product: growth hormone receptor
Exons: 10
Coding region: 34-1950 (638 amino acids)
Biological process (GO): positive regulation of receptor signaling pathway via JAK-STAT; growth hormone receptor signaling pathway; cytokine-mediated signaling pathway
Cellular component (GO): cytosol; external side of plasma membrane; growth hormone receptor complex
Molecular function (GO): growth hormone receptor activity; peptide hormone binding; growth factor binding
Source: RefSeq, a predicted model, not a curated record
GCGGAGGCGGCGAACCUCGGAGGUCCUAUAGGUAUGGAUCCCUGGCAGCUGCUGUUAACCUUGGCACUGGCAGGCUUGACUGAUGCAUUUUCUGGAAGUGAGGUUAUACCAGUUAUCCUUGGAAAAUCAACCCAGAGUAUACAAAGAAUUAGUCCAAGCCUGGAGACAAAUUCUUCUGAGACUCCCAAAUUCACCAAGUGCCGUUCACCUGAACUAGAGACUUUUUCAUGCUACUGGACAGAUGGAGGUCAUGAUGGUUUAAGGAACCCAGGAUCCAUACAGCUGUUCUAUGCUAGAAGGAUUGCUCAUGAAUGGACCCAAGAAUGGAAAGAGUGCCCUGAUUAUGUGUCUGCUGGAGAAAAUAGCUGUUACUUUAACUCAUCAUAUACCUCUAUCUGGAUCCCCUACUGCAUCAAGCUAACUAGCAAUGGUGGUACGGUGGAUCAAAAAUGUUUCACUGUUGAUGAAAUAGUACAACCUGAUCCACCCAUUGCCCUGAACUGGACUUUACUGAACAUCAGUUUGACUGGGAUUCGUGGGGAUAUCCAAGUGAGAUGGGAACCACCACCCAGUGCAGAUGUUCAGAAGGGAUGGAUAAUUCUGGAGUAUGAACUUCAAUACAAAGAACUCAAUGAAACUCAGUGGAAAAUGAUGGACCCCGUCCUGUCAACCUCCGUUCCACUGUACUCGCUGAAACUGGAUAAGGAAUAUGAAGUGCGUGUGAGAUCCCGACAAAGAAACUCUGAAAAAUAUGGAGAGUUCAGCGAGGUGCUCUAUGUAGCUCUUCCUCAUGUGAGCGCCCUUGCCUGUGAGGAAGAUAUUCAGUUUCCAUGGUUCUUAAUUAUCAUCUUUGGAAUAUUUGGACUAACAGUGAUACUGUUUGGAGUCAUACUUUCUAAACAGCAAAGGAUUAAGAUGCUUAUUUUACCACCAGUUCCAGUUCCAAAGAUUAAAGGAAUUGAUCCAGAUCUUCUCAAGGAAGGGAAAUUAGAAGAAGUGAAUACAAUCUUGGCCAUUCAUGAUAACUACAAGCCUGAGUUCUACAAUGAUGACUCUUGGGUUGAGUUUAUUGAACUAGACAUUGAUGACCCUGAUGAAAAGACUGAAGGCUCUGACACGGACAGACUUCUCAACAAUGACCAUCAGAGAUCACUUAACAUCCUUGGGGCCAAGGAUGAUGAUUCUGGGCGUACCAGCUGUUAUGACCCUGACAUUCUGGAAACUGAUUUCCCAGCCAGUGACAUGUGUGAUGGUGCCUCAGGGGUUGCUCAGCCACAGAGGUUAAAAGGGGAAGUUGAUCUCUUGUGCCUUGAUCAGAAAAAUCAAAAUAACCUACCUUAUGAUGCUUCUCCUGCCACUCAGCAGCCCAGCACUACCCUAACAGAGGAAGACAAACCACAACCACUUCUUACUAGUGAAACAGAGUCAACCCACCAACUUGCCUCCAUGCAGAUCAGCAGUCCUAGUUCCCUGGCCAACAUCGACUUUUAUGCCCAAGUAAGUGACAUUACACCAGCAGGGAGUGUAGUCCUUUCCCCAGGCCAAAAGAGCAAGGCAGGGAUGCCCCCAUGCGACAUCAUGCAUCCAGAAGUGAUUUCAGUCUGCCAAGCCAAUUACAACCUGGACAGUGCCUACUUCUGUGAGGCAGAUGCCAAAAAGUGCAUUGCUGUGGCCCCUCACAUGGAAGCCAAGUCCAAUGUAGAGCCCAGCUUUAACCAGGAGGACAUUUACCUCACCACAGAAAGCCUUACCACGACUGCAGGGAGGCCUGCCACAGCAGAGCUUGCUCUCAGUGCUGAGAUGCCUGUCCCAGACUACACUUCCAUUCACAUCGUGCAGUCUCCACAGGGCCUCAUACUCAAUGCAACUGCACUGCCCUUGCCUGACAAAGAGUUCCUCUCAUCUUGUGGCUAUGUGAGCACAGACCAACUGAACAAAAUCAUGCAGUAGUCUCUCUUCAGUAUCCCAAGAGCAACAUCUAAUGCUUAAACCAAAACCGUGUUUAAAAGCUUUGUUGGGAGAGUAUGAGGGUGGGUGUGGAUCCUCAAUGCCUUUGCCUGAAAAGCUGACAUAUAAUAUUAAAGUGAAAGAAUUAAUAAGAAUGUGUAAUCAAAUAGCUCCUCCCAUUGUGAACUGUAAAUAUUUUAAAGGACUGUCUCAAAGACUGUUUCGUGACAGUGAUUGUCUCAUUGUGGGGUGUUAAUUUUGUGAUACUAGACAUUAAAUGGUUAUGGUUUUUACUGUAUUGUAAAUCAUGCUUUUCUAAAAAGCCAAGCAAUCAAGUGGCAUUUGCAGUCAGGAAACUGAAUGCAAAUUAUAGCACAAGCUAAUUUUUUUUUUCUUUUUUAAAUAAUAGGGAACUAAAACUCCUAAGUGAAAAGGCAAAACUAGUUUGGAUAUGGAAAACAUUUAUUUUCACAUAAAAUUGAUAAAGAUAUUUUUAAUAAUUUACACUUCAAGCACGGCUGUUUUGUAAUACAGUACACACUGUGCUGUGGUUCACAAUGAUGCACCUAAGGAACGCAGCAGCACAGUUGAUUUAGUGCUCUGCUCAGUGCAUCUAGAGGAAAGCAAACCAGUUAGUUUUUUACAAGACCCUUUUAUACCUACCAAAACAUCUUAAGCAAGUCUAAAAUGUCUAAUAACCUGCAUUAUUGGAACGUAUUCAUUUUAAAUUUUUAAACAAAUAUUUUUAAUUUAAGACUAUAGCAUUUCUACACAGAUCAACAUACCACAUACCAAAAAAUAACAAGUAAAGAACUUUCUUUACCAUAUUUCAGUUCACGUCAGAGAGCUACAUGCUAAGAGAAGUAGAAGUUACACCUGGUGGCAACUAGCCAGGAUGCUGUCGCAGCGCACAGUGGAGGGCUUAGAGACACACAUCAUGGCAAAGAAGGCUCUCUCACCUCUGCAGCUGCGCCUCUUCAAACACAGCUUGGUUUCAUUUCAUAAUUGCAUAAGAAGGAAGAGGUACAAGGAGCAUUUUGUAAGUUGAAGCAGAUCGAAUGAAGUUAAGCAAAUAAUGGAACAGGAAGUCCAAGACAUGGGUCUUUGUUUCACAGCCUGUGGCCAGGCACAUACUCAUGUUAGUAGUAACAAGGAACAAAAGAAAUGUAGUUUUUCAUUGCACAAUAUAACUUAAAAUUAAGUAAAUCAGGAGCAGAAACUUAUUCAUCAAACUUUUUACAGGAUUUAUUUUAAGUAAAAGUGUCUGAUCAUUUAUUUAUUUCUCUUCUGAGAAGAUUGACCUCAAACUAGGGUGUCAAAAAGAAAAAAAAAUUCAAGGCAUCCAAGUAAUGUAUACAUUACAUUUUGAUUCUUUAAUAACUUAAAAUUCUUUGGGAUAGAUCUUGUAAGGAUUUAUGAAAGAUAAGAAUUCCACCCCCCAAAGAAUACUUUUUAUUUAAAUAUUAAAACAGCAACUCAAAACUUUAUAAAGUUACCUUUCACUCUAACAGUGUUUGACAUUUUACUCAAAAGUAAAUUGCAAGAAAGACAGUGAAAAAAAAUCUGGAAUUGGGUGUUUAAAGUUCAAAUUAAUUUGUAAUGGAUUUUCUGCUACCUUGCUGCUAUGGUUUAAAGAGCUACAUUUUUUAGCUUCAUGUAAAAUAUUGUCAGUUUAGAGCCUAUUUCAACUUAAAUAUGUGUGUUUGGAAGAACUAUCUUACCAUUUCACAAUGGGCUGACCACGUUCCUAUAGCCAAAAAUAGCUAAAUACCUCAAUCAGUCUCAGAAUGUCAUUUUGGUACUUUGCUGGCCACACAAGCCAUUAUUCACUAGUAUGACUAGUUGUGUCCUGCAUCUAUAUUUAACUUUCUUUAUGUCUGUGGAUUUUUCCCUUUAAAGUUUAAUAAAUUUAUUUUCUUGGA